AUGCAGCCGACACAGUACAUCCUCAUUUCUCUACCUCUGAGGAUCUUUGACGAUCACCCUCUCACAGCGCUAUCCGCAACGGUUGGGCGGGACAAUGGCGAAACACUGGCGUUCCCGAUACCUUCAUUCAAGAUCGGUACACUCGAUGCACUCGUUCAGCAUGCGGAUGACCUCGCGAAGCUCAACGCCUCAUGCGAGGCGGCCGUCGGCAAGGUAGCGGACUCACUCAAGGGGAUCCUCGAUGGUGACGAUGAUAAGGCCGCACAGCAGAAGAUGGUCAACGACAAACCCACAGAUCACUAUCUCCGCACUUUUCAGUGGAACAAAGUCAGGUACCGGGCCGAUCGGCCACUCGGAGAUUUGAUCGAUAAUUUGCAGAAGGAAUUGCAAAACAUUGACAACGAUGUUAAAGCAAAAUUUAACCAAUACAACGGUGUCAAGACGACACUCGCAGCCCUACAGAGGAAGCAGACUGGGAAUUUAGCUACAAAAUCUCUGACCCCGGUUGUCGAUCCCAGCCUCCUCGUCCAGGACUCGGAGUACCUGGAGACGCAUCUCAUCGUAGUACCAACCAACGCACGGAAGGAGUUCCUCCGAAGCUACGAGACGCUCGCUCCCAUGGUGGUGCCGCGAUCAUCCACUCAGGUCGCCCAAGACGAUGAAUUCACUUUAUUUUCAGUGACGACCUUCAAGAAAACAAGCGCCGAGUUCCUGCAGAAGUGCCGGGAGCAAAAAUGGACCCCCCGUCAAUACAAAUACGUCGAGGGGGGGAAGGAGGAGGAGCAGCGUGAGCUAGACCGCGUCGCUCGGGAAGAAAAGAAGGUCUGGGGUGAAGCCUUGAGGCUUGGUCGGACGGGAUGGAGUGAGACCGUUAUGAUCUUAGCUCACAUUAUGACGCUACGAGUGUUUGUUGAGACCGUUCUGAGAUACGGCCUGCCAUUGGAGUUUGUUUGCGCGCUCAUUAAGACCACACCGAAACAAGGGAAGAAAGUAAAGGCAAAUCUAGACUCGGCAUACUCGUACCUUGGGGGCAACGCUGUUGGUAGGGACAAGCGGGGCCGGGUCACUAAGGACGACGCGUCGUUAACGUCCGAGAUGGCUGCGGUUGGGUUGGGCUCUGCCGAAGGCAGCGAGUACACGGCCUACGUGUAUUAUGAGGUCGACUUUCCGUGA
This is a messenger RNA of Dichotomopilus funicola, 1173 nucleotides long. RefSeq lists its product as uncharacterized. The record is from RefSeq and is a predicted model, not a curated record. The transcript is spliced from 4 exons. Lineage: Eukaryota; Fungi; Ascomycota; Sordariomycetes; Sordariales; Chaetomiaceae. Gene Ontology annotation, cellular component: vacuolar proton-transporting V-type ATPase, V1 domain. Gene Ontology annotation, biological process: proton transmembrane transport. Bases 1 to 1173 code for a protein of 390 amino acids. Gene Ontology annotation, molecular function: proton-transporting ATPase activity, rotational mechanism.